AGCACAGGACGUGGCAAUCUGAACAUUCCGAGGAUUGACAGUGGUGGGCAAGUGGUGGGUGCACCAACGAUUAGAUUGGCAUAAUACGGCACAUCCAGUCCCAGUUGUCGUAACAUUUCGUGACAGGACUAGCUAAAGGAGAUAAGCUCAGUAGCGCUAGGUGAGUUCCUCCUAUAGGAUUCGGAAAGCCCUAGACUGUUCGUCUCCCGCCGUUGCACAACCAGCUGCUGGCAAGUCUGGGCUUGGCUUAGACGCGCUUCCAUCGAUACUGAAGCCACUACGUAUACUAGAGCUUGACAACGAUGGUAUUCAAUCAUGAUGCAAACGACCCUCUUGCGAUAGUUGAUGCACCCCCUCCAAAUGAAACACCCCACGAAAAGUCUGCGCGAGAAGAGCGUGAGGCAGAAGCCAAGAGAAUUAGUGAUCUGAUCGACGAAAAUAUCAAGGCGGAGAGGGCCGAACUAAAGAAAGAGAAAGAUGUUGUCAAGGUUCUUCUACUUGGCCAAAGUGAGAGCGGCAAAUCAACUACACUAAAGAACUUCCGUAUGAAAUACGCGCAAGAGGAAUGGAUAGAAGAACGUACUUCUUGGCAAGCCGUCAUUCAGCUAAACAUUGUGCGCUCUAUCAAUGUCAUCUUGGAUGCCCUUUGUGGAGAUCCGGCCGAAAAUGAAGAGGGAUCGCUUACUACGAAAGUGACAGAUCAGCAUAUAUUGCUCAAGUCUCGUCUCGAGCCACUUCGUGUCGUGGAGAAAGAUCUGAAGCGGCUUCUAGGGACCUCGGCAGAAGAAAUAGUAGAUGCAUCCUCUGACGAACAGCAAGCAACCCCCUUCGAAGGACCGGUUUCAGAUACUCUUACACGACAUAAACGAUCUGGAGAAUUUUUCGUUCGGUCGUGGAGAACCCUGCUACACGUUCCGUAUGGUGAUAAUAGAAAUGGUCGUAUUCUUGGAGAUACCCCCGAUACGUGUGAUGUGACCGAGAUCAUUGCCAGUUGCAAGGACGACAUGAAGGCGCUGUGGCAAGAUGAUGCUGUUCAAACAGAACUCGCGAGAGGGCGGAUACGGUUGGACGACUCAGCAGGCUUUUUCCUCAAUGAUUUAGAUCGGCUGACCGUGCAAGAUUACGAACCAACGGAUGAUGAUGUUCUUCGAGCGCGACUGCGGACGAGUGGUAUUCAAGAAUACACCCUCCAUUUUGAUACUGUAUCAUAUGAGGGAGCACGGACUUGGAAGAUGUUCGAUGUGGGGGGUUCACGAACGAUGCGCCAUGCGUGGCUCCCCUAUUUCGAAGGCAUAGACGCCGUUAUAUUUUUAGCUCCGGUAUCAUGUUUCAACGAAAAGCUCGCUGAAGAUCGUCGAAUAAAUCGCUUGGAGGACUCUUUUAUUUUAUGGAAAUCAAUCUGUUCGUCUAGGCUUCUAGCCAGAACUGCAUUGAUCAUAUUUCUCAACAAAUGCGAUAUACUUGAGGAGAAGAUAAAUCGCGGAAUUAUGGUAAAUAAGUAUCUGCAAAGUUAUGGCGAUAGGCCUAACGAAUACAGUGCGGUGAUCAAAUAUCUACGACAGAAAUUUAAAGAAUCUAUGAUGCAACACUCACCAGAGCCACGCGUUUUCUAUGCGUAUGCAACGGUCGUGACAGAAACGAAAGCUACUGCAAUGACACUGAAAUCAGUUCGAGACGGGAUUUUACGAGAGCAUUUGAAACAAGCAGAUUUUGUAUGACUACCUCUGAAUUACAUUCAUUAGAGGUAUCUGUUUCGGUUUAUGGAUUAUCUUGUGCACAUAUACUACUUAUCUGUAUGGAUUCUGCGCGUAAUGCUGUUCCUCCAGCUGAUCAAAAUGGAAAGGAAAGCGCUGUACUAUCCGUUAUACCAACGGCUUCCAACCUUCGCCUGCAGGCCACUUCAUGUUAUCAGCUUCCUCAAAUCUACGGCCAGGUCGUUGCCAGUCAUUAGAGCUUUUCUCGCGCUCAUCUCCAGAACUCUCAUCGGUUACAGGUUCUGAAUAAGGGUCAUUAUCGAUGUGUGCCUCACUGUUGGCUGGAGGCCACCGAUCGGCCAUAAGACCUUCUUCACCUUCAUCCAACCUGAAUGAUUGACGUAUCCCCGUCUGCUAAGCCCGGCCUCUGCUUUGUAACGUGCUGCAUCCAGUUUAGGCUGAGCCUUUUGUUGCAAAUUCGACAGCGUUUUUUGGAUUUGAGUCAUAGGAGACGUGUCUAGAGGUUCACGAUCACGGCUGAGUGACAGGUGUCGUGAAAGACCCUGAUAUGACGGCGCCCGGGCAUGUCCC
Molecule: messenger RNA, 2285 nt
Organism: Serpula lacrymans var. lacrymans S7.9
Lineage: Eukaryota; Fungi; Basidiomycota; Agaricomycetes; Boletales; Serpulaceae
Exons: 13
Coding region: 303-1718 (471 amino acids)
Biological process (GO): adenylate cyclase-activating G protein-coupled receptor signaling pathway
Cellular component (GO): heterotrimeric G-protein complex
Molecular function (GO): G-protein beta/gamma-subunit complex binding; guanyl nucleotide binding; GTPase activity
Source: RefSeq, a predicted model, not a curated record